UAACCCUCCUUAUUGAUAAUCGUGAAAAGCGCAUGCAACAAGAUCGUGAUUAUUUUCAACAACAAUUACAAAUGAGAGGUAUAAAUACUCAAACAAGAUCGCUUGAGCUAGGAGAUAUGAUCUGGAUAGCACGAAGGAAUCUUGAAGAAAUCGUAUUGGGCUAUAUAAUGGAAAGAAAACGAAUGGAUGAUUUAGUAAUGAGCAUAAAAGAUGCUGGUGCAAAACAAGUGAUCUAUUUAAUAGAAGAUUAUAAUAUGGAAGAAGCUGAAAAAUUUGGAAUGCAAGCCAUUGAAACAGCAAUGUCAGAGACUCAGGUUAUAAAUGGCUUUUUCUUAAAAAGGACGAAAAAUAUUGAUCAGACGGUUGACUAUCUGGUUGCAUUGACAGGAAAGUUGAAAUCUAAGUACGAGACUCAACCACUGUUUGUCAUUCCUAAUAGCGUCGUAUUUCGCAAUACUUUUCUGAACUUGAAACAACACUUAGCCAAACUACACCCUGAACGCUCAUAUCACAUUUCCUACGAAAUGUAUUCAGAGAUUAAUAACAAGCAUGCAUCAUUAACCGUACGCGAUACGUUUCUGAAGAUGCUAAUGACGAUUAAAGGAGUAAGUGCCGAGAAAGCUAUAGAAAUCGUGAAAAAAUAUCCAACACCAUUCCAAUUUGUGAAAGCUUUCGAAUGUUUGCCGGACGAAAACGAUCAAAAGAAAAUGUUGAGUGAUGCUACCAGUUCUGAAAUUGGCAGGAAAAAAAUACAACCUGUUCUAAGUGGAAAAAUCGCUCAUAUUUGGUGUGCAGAUAAAUAUUAA
Ambispora leptoticha is the source of this 806-nucleotide messenger RNA. Lineage: Eukaryota; Fungi; Glomeromycota; Glomeromycetes; Archaeosporales; Ambisporaceae. The record is from the annotation of a GenBank genome assembly.